Molecule: messenger RNA, 3643 nt
Organism: Mastomys coucha (southern multimammate mouse)
Lineage: Eukaryota; Metazoa; Chordata; Mammalia; Rodentia; Muridae
Gene: Oga
Product: O-GlcNAcase
Exons: 17
Coding region: 602-3352 (916 amino acids)
Biological process (GO): glycoprotein metabolic process
Molecular function (GO): beta-N-acetylglucosaminidase activity
Source: RefSeq, a predicted model, not a curated record
AGGAAAUGAGUCAGGACAGAGGGGUGAGCUGAGCUCCUUGGCAUGGUGUCUUCACAGAACCAAACGUGGGUCAGGCAGCCCCGAUGAGCCAAACCGGCACGACAAUCUCCAAAGUAGCAAAGAAAGCGCAAUGGGCUGAUCCCCAGGAAAGGAGGGGUAGCCGGGCUGGGGACCGGUCUGAGCCGGUCUGUGGCGCAGGCGCAGUGCGGAUAAACAGGAAGCGGGCGGCAGAGGCAGCGGCAGAGGCUGCUCGGGGACUCCAGUGGAGGAGAGAGGCGGAGAGACAAGGCUGUCUGGAGGGCGGCCGACGCUGAGGACGGGCGAAGGCGCCUCCUCGGGCCUGCUUCCGUGAGGGCGCGGUGGCGGCCUCGCCCUCCGCCUAGGCUCCCGGCUUCCAACGACGGUCGGCGGAGGCAGCGGCUGACAAAGGGCUCGAGCCGGUGCCGCCGCCCUUCGCAUCCGGGCACUCGGGGCCCCCGCCGAGAGGGGGAGGGGAAGGAGCCCGGGAGGCGCGCGUUCGGAGCCGCGGCCCUUUGCAGGGCUCCGGGCCUGUGGCCCAACGGACCGAGGCCGAAGGGGAGCGGCGGCCGGCGGCAGGAGGAUGGUGCAGAAGGAGAGCCAGGCGGCACUGGAGGAGCGGGAGAGCGAGCGCAACGCCAAUCCUGCCGCCGCCUCGGGGGCUUCGCUGGAGCCGUCCGCAGCUCCAGUCCCCGGAGAAGACAGCCCGUCGGGAGCCGGGGCGGCGGCCGGGGCCGGGGCGGCCGGAGGAGCCCGCAGGUUCCUGUGCGGCGUGGUGGAAGGGUUUUAUGGAAGACCUUGGGUUAUGGAACAGAGAAAAGAGCUCUUUAGAAGGCUUCAGAAAUGGGAAUUGAAUACAUACUUGUAUGCUCCAAAAGAUGACUACAAACAUAGGAUGUUUUGGCGAGAGAUGUAUUCAGUGGAAGAAGCUGAGCAACUUAUGACUCUCAUCUCUGCUGCACGAGAAUAUGAAAUAGAAUUCAUCUAUGCUAUUUCGCCAGGAUUAGAUAUCACUUUUUCUAACCCCAAGGAAGUGUCAACAUUGAAACGCAAAUUGGACCAGGUCUCUCAGUUUGGGUGCAGGUCAUUUGCUCUGCUCUUUGAUGACAUUGACCAUAACAUGUGUGCAGCGGACAAAGAGGUGUUCAGCUCCUUUGCACAUGCCCAAGUCUCCAUCACAAAUGAGAUUUAUCAGUACCUGGGAGAGCCAGAGACCUUCCUCUUCUGUCCUACAGAAUACUGUGGCACUUUCUGUUACCCAAAUGUGUCUCAGUCUCCUUACUUGAGGACUGUGGGUGAAAAGCUUCUACCUGGAAUUGAGGUGCUUUGGACAGGUCCAAAAGUUGUUUCAAAAGAAAUUCCAGUAGAAUCUAUUGAAGAAGUUUCUAAGAUCAUUAAGAGAGCUCCUGUGAUCUGGGAUAACAUUCAUGCGAAUGAUUAUGAUCAGAAGAGGCUGUUUCUGGGGCCCUACAAAGGAAGAUCCACAGAGCUCAUCCCUCGCUUAAAGGGAGUGCUGACUAAUCCAAAUUGUGAAUUUGAAGCUAACUACGUUGCCAUCCACACCCUUGCCACUUGGUACAAGUCAAACAUGAACGGCGUGAGGAAGGAUGUGGUGAUGACUGACAGUGAAGACAGUACUGUCUCAAUACAGAUAAAGUUAGAAAACGAAGGCAGUGAUGAAGACAUUGAGACUGAUGUGCUCUACAGCCCACAGAUGGCUUUAAAGCUGGCUUUAACUGAGUGGCUGCAGGAGUUCGGUGUCCCUCAUCAGUACAGCAGUAGGCAAGUUGCACACAGUGGAGCUAAGACCAGUGCAGUUGACGGGACUCCCUUAGUUGCAGCACCCUCUUUAAAUGCCACAACUGUAGUUACAACAGUUUACCAGGAGCCCAUUAUGAGCCAAGGAGCAGCUUUGAGUGGUGAACCCUCAGCUCUGACCAAGGAAGAAGAAAAGAAACAACCAGAUGAGGAACCCAUGGAUAUGGUGGUAGAAAAGCAAGAAGAACCAGAACACAAGAAUGAUAACCAAAUACUAACUGAAAUUGUUGAAGCUAAAAUGGCAGAGGAGUUGAGACCAAUGGACACUGAUAAGGAGAGCAUGGCUGAGUCCAAAUCCCCAGAGAUGUCCAUGCAGGAAGACUGUAUUCAUGAUGUCGCUCCUAUGCAGACAGAUGAGCAAACAAACAAGGAGCAGUUUGUGCCAGGCCCAAAUGAGAAGCCUCUGUACACUGCAGAGCCAGUGACUCUAGAGGAUUUGCAGUUACUUGCUGAUCUCUUCUACCUUCCUUAUGAACAUGGACCCAAAGGAGCCCAGAUGUUACGGGAAUUCCAGUGGCUUCGAGCAAACAGCAGUGUUGUCAGUGUCAAUUGCAAAGGGAAAGACUCUGAAAAAAUUGAGGAAUGGCGGUCCCGAGCAGCCAAGUUUGAAGAGAUGUGCGCACUAGUGAUGGGGAUGUUCACUCGGCUCUCCAACUGUGCCAACAGGACAAUCCUUUAUGACAUGUACUCCUAUGUUUGGGAUAUCAAGAGUAUAAUGUCUAUGGUGAAGUCUUUUGUGCAGUGGUUAGGGUGUCGUAGUCAUUCUUCAGCACAGUUCUUAAUUGGAGACCAAGAACCCUGGGCCUUUAGAGGUGGUCUAGCAGGAGAGUUCCAGCGCUUGCUGCCAAUUGAUGGAGCAAAUGAUCUCUUUUUUCAACCACCACCACUGACUCCUACCUCCAAAGUUUAUACUAUCAGACCUUAUUUCCCUAAAGAUGAGGCUUCCGUGUACAAGAUUUGCAGAGAAAUGUAUGAUGAUGGAGUGGGUUUACCUUUUCAAAGUCAGCCUGACCUUAUUGGAGACAAGUUAGUUGGAGGACUGCUCUCCCUCAGCCUGGAUUACUGUUUCGUCCUAGAAGAUGAAGAUGGCAUUUGUGGUUAUGCCUUAGGCACUGUAGAUGUGACCCCCUUCAUUAAGAAGUGUAAAAUUUCCUGGAUUCCCUUCAUGCAGGAGAAGUAUACCAAGCCAAAUGGUGACAAAGAGCUCUCCGAGGCAGAGAAAAUAAUGUUGAGUUUCCAUGAAGAGCAGGAGGUGUUGCCAGAGACUUUCCUUGCCAACUUUCCUUCUCUGAUAAAGAUGGACAUUCAUAAAAAAGUCACUGACCCAAGUGUCGCCAAGAGCAUGAUGGCUUGCCUCCUGUCUUCACUGAAGGCCAAUGGCUCCCGGGGGGCUUUCUGUGAAGUAAGACCAGAUGAUAAAAGGAUUCUGGAAUUUUACAGCAAGUUAGGCUGUUUUGAAAUUGCAAAAAUGGAAGGAUUUCCAAAGGAUGUGGUUAUACUUGGUCGAAGCCUGUGACACCCGUUGGCACUGUGAACUGUCCAAAAGUCUCUCACUCCACCUUGUGGUUGGUGGUUGAGGUCUUCAUACAGUUCAGUGUCGGAGCGGCCGCAGAUCAGCCAGUUGCAUGGAAACAGAUGACUGGAAAGCAAGCGCACCCAUCACAUUCUCAGACUCACUGGUUGGGAGAGGAUAGUGCUCCUGCACAUCCCGUGCAGCUUGUGGUGUGCUCCUCGGGGCUGUGUUAGUGUCAGGGCCUCUAACGGGGUUCUCUAGGGAGAGGUUCUUAAAUAAAUGUAGUCAGCACUA